This is a messenger RNA of Linum tenue, 714 nucleotides long. Lineage: Eukaryota; Viridiplantae; Streptophyta; Magnoliopsida; Malpighiales; Linaceae. The record is from the annotation of a GenBank genome assembly.
AUGGAAGAAGUGGAGCUCCAAAACUACCAAAACCCCGACACGUCGUCAUCAUCCUCCGCCUCCCCACGGCUAAAGCUCUUCGGCUUCAACGUCUCCUCAUCGUCUAAUUACCCAGAAGAUGCUGAAUCACUAGAAUCCAGCUGCUUCCCCUCUUCCACCUCGGGCCCACCAGAUCCGCCGCCGACUGCGGCGGACGGCGGAGGGAACGGCAGGAAGUACGAGUGCCAGUACUGCUGCAGGGAGUUCGCCAAUUCCCAGGCUCUAGGGGGACACCAGAACGCACACAAGAAGGAGCGACAGCAGCUGAAGCGGGCCCAAUUGCAAGCCACCCGCAACGCAGCGGCGGCCGCGGCCGCUAUGAUUAGGAAUCCCAUGAUCUCCGCCUUCGCUCCGCCGCCGCAUCUCCUCCCUUCCCCUCCGUCCGGCGGCGCUGGAUCCCUAAUUGGGCCUCCUUCUUGGGUUUAUUUGCCCCGUACCGCGCCGCCGUUUGGGGUCUCCCAUGGCGCCGUGUUUGGCGGCGGUGGUGGGAGGGGCGGAGGGGGUUUUUUGUACGGUGGUGGCGCCGGAGGGGAGCUGGGAUUGUCGGGUGGGUCCCACCAUAGUCCGGAUGGGCCGACUUCACUUAGCAGAUUCUCGAGAGGAGAAGGUGGGCCCAGUGUCGAUGACUCGUUGGGCUUGGACUUGCAUCUCAGUCUGGCUCCAGCUGGCCCGUGA